Molecule: messenger RNA, 1005 nt
Organism: Rana temporaria (common frog)
Lineage: Eukaryota; Metazoa; Chordata; Amphibia; Anura; Ranidae
Gene: INSL3
Product: insulin like 3
Exons: 2
Coding region: 50-517 (155 amino acids)
Cellular component (GO): extracellular region
Molecular function (GO): hormone activity
Source: RefSeq, a predicted model, not a curated record
UCGUUACUGGACCUUACAUCAGGUCAGGCACAAAAAUAUUUCAUACACGAUGAGUCUCCACUUCUAUCUCUUUGCCCUACUGCUUGCAUUUGCUUUACCUGUUUGGUGCCAAGGCAUGGAAGUUUCUGAUGUUGGCAUAAGGCUGUGUGGAAGAGAUUUCAUUCGGACAGUUGUCAUGUCCUGUGGAGGAUCGAGAUGGAAAAGAUAUUCACCAGAGCCUGGACAGGAAAGAUCAAAUCCUAACCGUGACUUUUUGGACUGGCUAAACAGAGCUUCCUUGGAGGAUCAAGAUCGACUGAAUUCACUGUAUGAAGAGAGCCACAUGGCACCAAAUCCCCCUUACAAUUCCCUGCAGAAAGAUGACCCAACAAUGGAACAGCUCCAUGGUUCCCUCUAUGAUCCACGUGUUCCUGAGGAACAGCAAGGUGUUGGUCUGCGGAUGAAGAGAAGUUCAGGACCAGCUUUAUCCUGCUGCCAAAGGGGCUGCACCAAGAACGAGCUCAUGAAAUUUUGCUAACCUUCGUUUUUCUUUUUGUAUUCUUCCAUGAGAAGUCUGCACAGCAAGCAUUGAUAACUUCCUUCUAUGUGAAACUCUGAUGCUCAUCCUAGACACAAACCUAUACCCACACCUGAUUUAUUCUCAUACCUUUCUCCCUGCCUUGGCAAUAUUGAUAUAGUAUUCAUGUUCUGACUGGAUAUCAUGUGAUUGAUUUACUAAAGGCAAAUAGACUGUUCACUUUUACAAGGGAAUUAGCCCCAGAGCUUCGUGAAUAUGUUGGAAGUUUCACUCUACAAAGAAUACACAAUUAUGUGCAAGAACAAUAGAAAAAAAUGCAUUUUUGCUUGAUUAGCUGAUGGAAGACAACAAAGCAUCAUUAUUCUCUGGGGGAAACAUCCCUUGUAAUGUGAACAGUCAAUUUCUCUUUAUAAAAUCAACUACAGUGUGCUCAAUGUAUUCUUACUAUAUACAGGCAUACCCCACUUUUAGACCCCUUUCACACUGAG